AUGUCGCUUAAGGAUGAACCCUGCGUUCGUAUUGCCGUUCUGGCGGGCCCGCCUAUGGUUGUGGUGGAGAAUAAGGCUCCUCCGUACAAGAUUAGCGGUUUAGCAGUUGAGAUAUUUGAGAUUCUCAUGAAAUAUAUUGGACGAUGCUACGAAUGGGUGGUACCUGAAGAUCACCUUUAUGGGCAUCAACUUCCUAAUGGGUCUUGGACAGGUAUAAUCGGGUAUAUUGUGGAUGGGAAAGCCGAUAUAGCCUUACCUCUGAGCAUCACCUCGGAACGGCUGAGGGUAUUGCAGUUCACGGAAGUUGUGACCAUGGAAGAGUUCGUUGUGAUUUACAAGCGACCUGACUUACAAUCCGAUAUCACGGGAUUCAUCAAGCCUUUCACUCCCAUGGUGUGGCUGACGGUGUUUCUCGCAGCCAUGGUAGUCUGCGCAGUUACCUGGGUUAUUCUCAAGGCGCAGACCAAGCUGACGAGAGCUCAGUGGGUUUACACUUCUGAUGUGUUGACCGAGAGUGAAGCAACUGGAGAAAAGUGUAACAUGGAUAAAGUGACGGUUCUUGGUCAAAGAUCCUUCCUGUGGACUAUGUCUCACCUUAUAAGUCAGCCCGUACCUUGGGAACCUACCAAAUACGCCGCAAGAACUAUUGGGGGCCUGUGGCUUCUCGUGGCCUUCGUCCUGGGUUUGGUGUACCGGGGCAACCUCAAGGCCAUGCUCAUCCUGCCGAAGGUGGAGUUGCCCUUCAACAACUUGAAGGAGCUAGCUGCCUCUGACGUCAAGGCCGCCCCCCCUGACACGACGUACGGCUUGAUCGCUAAGAAGAGCUACGCCCAUUUGAGGGUCGAAGAGGGGAUCCGAGACGUGUACGAGGGGAAACACGCCGUCAUUUGCUUGCUGUUGGCGGCGCUGGAUAGUAUGGACAAAACGUUCUCGAGAAGCGCCGAAUGCCACCUGUAUAUAGUGGCAGAGCGGUUCUUAAGAACAAACAGCAUGGCGAUCCCGAUUGCCAAAGGAAAUGCACUGAGGCCGAAGCUAGAUAGAGCAAUCAGGAGGAUGAGAGAAUUCGGAAUCCUUGAGCACAUUAUCCAAAAGAAACUUGCCAACGGAACCCUCUGCAUGAAACCUCCCAGCCAGACCGUGACAACUGGGGUCCUGAGAGCUCUCGAUAUCGUGGACUUCUUCGGGGUGUUUGCCAUCUACGCUAAACGUUUUGUCUCUGAGCCGAGGAACAGCUGUGUAGGGGCUUCGCGAGGCAGGUUUUAUACUGAUAUAAAACUGGAGAUGAGGUCCACAGAGCCUGUUAUUGGGCGAGAGUUUUAUACCCUUGGAGCAUAUAGUACUUAA
Molecule: messenger RNA, 1344 nt
Organism: Penaeus indicus
Lineage: Eukaryota; Metazoa; Arthropoda; Malacostraca; Decapoda; Penaeidae
Product: glutamate receptor ionotropic, kainate 1-like
Exons: 11
Coding region: 1-1344 (447 amino acids)
Cellular component (GO): membrane
Molecular function (GO): ligand-gated monoatomic ion channel activity
Source: RefSeq, a predicted model, not a curated record